GACGCGCCGUGAGUUCUCACAUCUUCCCCAAGGGGGGUGGCUGUAGCCACUUACCGCCCUCACGGCGAUGCGGCGUUCGAUCGCAAGUCACAGAAACUGACCGGUGACAGCGCAUUGCUUAUAUCAUAUGCUCAGGACAACUGGAAUGCUAUAAGAACUCGGAGCGCAAGCCUUGUCAAAAGUCCAUUCACCUGUCACAUGUCUUCUGGUAUAAUCAUCCUUUUUGUGGCUGCAGUCGCAGUUUACUUCUACAGCAGUCGACGCAGUAGAUUACCACUACCUCCUGGGCCUCCUCCAAAAUUCUUUUCCGGGAAUGUACAUCAACUACCAAAGAAAGAACCUUGGCGGAUGUAUGCUACGUGGGCUGAGACCUAUGGAUCCAUACUUUCCUUCCGCGUGCCUAACCGGCAGUUUAUAGUACUCAGCUCCCUAAAAGCAGCCACUGAGUUGCUCGAUUCACGCGCCACUACGUAUUCUGACCGUCCAAGAAUAUGGAUGUACACAGAACUUGCGAAGCGCAAUUUGAACCCGUUCAACAUAUCUUUCAAUCACCCGAAUUUCAAAACGUAUCGCACGAUGCUCAAAUCUAGCCUGAGUCCUCGCACGAUACAAAGCUACCAGUCGCUUCAAACUGAACAAUCUCGUAUCCUGCUUGAUGGUCUGCACAAGAACCCUGAACAGUUCGUCGUUCACAUCAGAAGGAACGCAGGGGCCGUUGUACUUUAUCUCGCAUACGGCUGGAAGGUCACCAAGAGUGACGAUUAUUUCAUUGGUAUCCUGCGAGAAGGCCUUGAAAUUAGUGCUGUCCUGUUCCAGCCUGGACGUUGGUUGGUCGAAGUGAUACCAUUAUUACGUUUUAUACCUUCAUGGUUUCCAGGGGCAGGUUUCAAACGCGUGGCCUCAGACCUGGGGAAAAAGUUGGGUAGGCUCGACACAAUACCGUUUAGCUGGACCAAACAGCAGAUAAAAAGCGGCAGCUACACGCAUUCAUUCGUUUCAGAACAGCUCCUUCCGGAGGAUGGGUCCACGGUCGGUGCUCAACAAGAAGAAAUCGUCAAGUGGUGCAGUCAGGGGCUCUACGGAGGGGGAGCAGACACCACAGUAUCAUCUCUCACGUCUUUUGUUCUGGCUAUGAUGCUCUUCCCCGAUGUGCAGAAGCAUGCGCAGGCAGAGAUCGAUGCUGUCGUAGGCCAGGACCAAUUUCCCACUUUCGAGGACAGAGGCAAGCUCCCAUAUAUCGCAGCGCUCAUCCUCGAGCUCCUCCGCUGGGCACCCGUGGCACCGCAAGGGCUCCCUCACCACGCAAUGAAAGAAGACAUCUACGAAGGGUACCGCAUACCCAAGGGUACGACCGUCAUUGCAAACAUUUUUUCCAUGUCCCAGGAUAAAGAAAUAUACCCGGACCCAUUGGAGUUCAGACCUGAGCGUUUCCUGGGUCCCUCACCUCAAGUGGACCCACGCAAGUUUGUCUUUGGGUUCGGGCGCCGCGCAUGCCCUGGGUUGCAUUUUGCCGAAGCGUCAUUGUACCUCAAUAUCUCUUGUAUCCUUGCUGCAUUCACGAUCGCCAAACCGCUCGACGAAAGAGGAGAAGAGAUCACGCUUCCUGCAGAGUAUGAGAAUGUUGGCGUACUCUGGCACCCCAAACCAUUCAAGUGCAGGUUCAUCCCAAGGAACAAUGAUUUGUUGGCAACUCUUUCGCAAUAACCAGCACAUCACUUGCACCCCACGGAUUAGUGAUUUCUACCGCGUCACUACGGUUACGCAGCCAUAUAGACUGGAUGAUUUUUCUCGUUAGCAGCCCUAGAUCUCAUUGAGUACAGUACCCCAAAAACAACAAAACGCUCGUCUAAUUCAUACUUAUCCAGUGUCCUCUACGUUUAGCUAUGUUCACCUUUCCUGCUGUCUUGCCCAUAACACAGUCUGAAUUUCUUAUUGGA
Suillus clintonianus is the source of this 1937-nucleotide messenger RNA. RefSeq names its product cytochrome P450. The transcript has 9 exons. Gene Ontology annotation, molecular function: oxidoreductase activity, acting on paired donors, with incorporation or reduction of molecular oxygen; iron ion binding; monooxygenase activity. Lineage: Eukaryota; Fungi; Basidiomycota; Agaricomycetes; Boletales; Suillaceae. The record is from RefSeq and is a predicted model, not a curated record. The coding region runs from base 199 to 1704 and encodes 501 amino acids.